UCCGCUGCAGUCAGACUGGAAGAUAUUAACUCGAAUAGACUCAGUCGCGUAGAAACGGUUUGUUUUGUUUUUUGGUUAAAUUUUUUUUUUUUUUAACCUUUAAAAAAAAAAAGUUUAACAGGUUUCUUCUCUUUCUGUAACUUAAGCCAGUGAAAUAAAUAAAUAAACCAAACAGCCAACCGAAAAUGAGUCUGACGCUCCUGGGUUUGAAACGCGCCACGUCCAACACGGUCGUUCAGCUGAAUCUGUGCUGCGAAGCGGCCGCCCGCACGGAAAUCGAGCACCGGGGCUUCGGAGGCCAAACGAACCCGAGAGCGGAAAAAGCCGAAGAGCUGGACGGCUGCGGCGCGGACGAAGUGGAUUUCUGCCCCGGUUCUUCCAAGCCCGUCAGAAACGGCUUCAAAGUCAAAGUGCUGUCGCCGUUCCCGGUGAGCACCAACGAAGACGGGUCCCUGCCGUCCUCCCCGGACUCGCCGUCGAGCCCGGUCUGCGGGGCGGUGCCCGGCUUCGAGGAGCCGCACCCGGACGGGCGGUUCGAGCAGGAAACCAGGGCGCUCGUCGAGGAUUACUUGCGGACGUACGCGGGCCUGCGGGCCUCUCGGAUAAGCCGAAAGCAAAACAAACCGCUGGAGACCCUCCGACGAGUCUCCGACGGCGUGAUCGAGAAACAUCGCUACGCCUUCAACGGAAUCAUCAACAGGCUCAGCGUGGGUCAGGAUAUGGAGGUGGGUUUCGUGACGAACGUGGCUGAGAGCCUGUUCAGCGACGGGACCACGAACUGGGGCCGCGUGGUCAGCUUGGUGGCGUUCGGGGCCGUGGUGGCCAGGCACCUGAAACAGAGCGGUCUGGAGCACAGCAUCGAGCCGCUGGGGGAACGAAUCAGCAGCUUCCUCCUCCGGGACAAGAGAGCCUGGAUGAUCGAGAACGGAGCGUGGGAAGGCUUCGUGGAUUUCUUCCACACGGAGGACCCCGAGUCCAGCGUGAGGAGCGCUUUGAUGACCUUCGCUGGCCUUGCAGGUAUCGGCGCUGGCAUCGCGCUGCUCAUGAGAUGAGGGGAGGGGGACUCCCUAAAGAUACUGGACUAUCGCUACCUGAAUGUCUGUCCAUUCAAAAAGACUUGGCUUCCAAGCCCCCUGUCAAAAAGAUAAACCUGGCUGACGGGGGUGCGGUUUUGAAGAACGCAGGCUCUGCCCCGGUGAAAGGGAGGAGGAGGAGGAGGGGGGGCACAGACCAGGGGGUCCAGAGAGAGGGGUUCUCCAGGCACACCAUUUUUAAAACUCACUACAGUUUGGAGAUCGCAGGAAGGAGUGCAUUCCCAGAUGCGUGUUUGUUUUUGUUUGUAAUUUGGUGCUUUUUGAAAUGUUGCAGCUGAAUUUGAGAGAAUGUAACACCAGAUUUAAAAGUAUUUCUGUAGCUGCACAGUGACAUCACUGGUUUCCCUGGUUUUAAGGGGAGUGUUUUGGUUGGGGUGUUCUGUUUUUUUUUUUUGGGGGGGGGGUGAGGGAGAUCACACCUGUUUUCUUCACCUGGGGGGGGGUGAAACACAUUUUAUUUUUGUAAUAAAUUUGAGAGAGAUGUCAUGUGGUUUGUGGUUUGUUUUUUUUUUUUUUUUUUUUUUUGUAAAUGUUACAAAUACUUUUUGGGCCCCCCCCCCCCUCCCCAAUCAGUCUGAUUACAAAAUGAUUACUGCAAUUGAAAAUUCAUUUUAUUGCAGUCGUUGGUAAAUCUUACUUCGCAGUUAGCCGUAACUGAAGCGUUUAAAAAUCUCAAGCAUUUUGGAAGUGGGUGUUUUUUGGUUUGUUCUACCGUUCCUGUUCUCUUAAAUUUAAAAAUAGGGUAUUGAAUAUCUAGCCACGUCUUAAUUUAACACCCAGGAUCAUGAAUGCUAGGGUUUUUAUUUUUUUAUAUAAAUCAGUCGCCGCAGUGUCAAUUUUUGGCAAACCUCCUUAAUUUUGUUUUUUCAAAUCAGUUUCUUCAGUAUUUUGGUUGAUAGCAAGUUAACUCCAAUUUAUAUAUGGAGGGGUGCAGAUUUAGUUUCUCUUUCUUUGUCCAGCUGAAGAGUAUAUAUUUUUUGUAUUGUACACACAGAUAUAUAUAUAUAUAUGCUACAGAAACUGCCAGCUCUUGAUAUGAUCCUGUAAUUUAGAGAUUAGAAACUUGUGUUUCCUUCAUAGCCCGACUAUUAAACAUUUGUACCUGCGUAGCUCUCUGUGUAUGCAAGAACAGACACUUAAAUAUUACUCAGACUGCAGAAUUUCUAAUCUCUGAAUUGAUGUUGUGAAUUUUAUAGAUUAUAUAUUAAAAAAAAAAUCUAAAUUUUUUAAAA
Acipenser ruthenus (sterlet) is the source of this 2326-nucleotide messenger RNA. RefSeq names its product induced myeloid leukemia cell differentiation protein Mcl-1 homolog. The transcript has 3 exons. Gene Ontology annotation, biological process: mitochondrial fusion; release of cytochrome c from mitochondria; extrinsic apoptotic signaling pathway in absence of ligand. Gene Ontology annotation, molecular function: protein homodimerization activity; protein heterodimerization activity; channel activity. Bases 186 to 1052 code for a protein of 288 amino acids. Lineage: Eukaryota; Metazoa; Chordata; Actinopteri; Acipenseriformes; Acipenseridae. The record is from RefSeq and is a predicted model, not a curated record. Gene Ontology annotation, cellular component: mitochondrial outer membrane.